AAUUUUUGUGUGUUUAAAUUAAAUUUUUUUUUUUUUAUUUUCUACAUAAAGUUAUUUUUAUUUUCAAUUUAUAAAUAUAAUAUUACAUCAAAAUGGCCAAAAAACAAGUCAAAAAAAACACAAAGCCAAUGGCUUUUGAAAUUAAUGACCAACCAUUAUUAGAUACCUCAAAUUUAGAUACAUCAGUCGCUGCAACCAACAAUAAAAAAGAAAAGAAAGUUACCAGCACUACCACUACCACUGCUGAAACUAAAGAACAACCAAAGAGCGAAAAACCAGUUGAAAAUAAAAAUAAUAACAAUAGUAAUAAUACACCAGUAGUUCCAACUACCAUUUCUGCUUCAUCAAGUGUUGUUGUUGCACCAUCAAUUGAAGCCCCAAUUACUGACGAUUUUUCAGUUGUUCCAGAAAAGAAUAAAAAUAAAAAGAAAGUUACACCACCAGCCGAAAAUAAACAAAGCGCUGCAGCUGCCGCCGCCAAAAAGAAGACUGGUGUCACACGUAAUCAAUUCCAUCUCUUAGACCUCGAUGAAGAUGAUAUCAUCACUGAUGAUACCCACAGUCACCAUUAUGAAGUUCAAAAUCAACAACAAACUAAAAAGAAAACAAAGAAAUCAUCAUCAACUACUCAAACUGCUUCAUCUAAAAAAUCAAAAUCAGAAACCAAAGCUCCAGCUGUUGCCACUAAAAAAGAAGAAAAGAAAGCUGCUGAACCAGAAAGAAAAGUUGAACAACCAAAAGCUGUCGCUGCUGAACAACCAAAACCAAAGAAACAACAAUCAUCACAAAACAACAAAAAAUCAGAAGGUGUCUUAUUUGAACUCAUGAACUCACUUAUUACUCCAGGUGUCCCAACUGUUGUUUACAAAGUCAUUUAUUUCGCUCUUGUCGGUGUUUUAUUAUUUUCAUUACUCCCAUUAUACUAUUCAGGACUUAAUACCAUGUACAUGGUCGGUGUUGUUGGUUUAGUUUUAGGUCUUGCUGUCACUUUAACUUUAUUCAUUCAAGAAUUCUCAAGAGUUAAAGAAUUAAAAGAAUCAAAAGGUAAAAAGACUACCUCACGUAAAUUAAAAUAAACAAAUAAUUUAUAAUAUAUAAAAU
This is a messenger RNA of Dictyostelium purpureum, 1101 nucleotides long. RefSeq lists its product as uncharacterized. The transcript has 2 exons. Lineage: Eukaryota; Evosea; Eumycetozoa; Dictyosteliales; Dictyosteliaceae. Gene Ontology annotation, cellular component: endoplasmic reticulum membrane. Gene Ontology annotation, biological process: vacuolar proton-transporting V-type ATPase complex assembly. The coding region runs from base 93 to 1076 and encodes 327 amino acids. The record is from RefSeq and is a predicted model, not a curated record.